CGCCGUCUGGGAUGAAAGGGGUUGCUCGUAGGAACGGUGUGGGUCUAUGCUCUAGGAGUUUAGCCUCGCAACUCAUGACCUCGAUCUCUCAACCGCAUGGAGAUAAUGACAAUAUUACAUCCCGCGCACCCGGAAAUUCGGAGUAGCACGCUGUUUCACAAAGGUUCCAGCCGCUCAAUUCUUUCGUCAACGUCUACCACGUUUAUCACCACUAUGGCCGCCGCUAAUGACUCGCUUGCCACUCUUCCCAUCAGCGCUCCGUACCCUCCUUCGCCUGUCGAGGCCAGGUGCUUCUAUUACGGCUUACCCUCUCGGCCGACUUUGGUCGCUCGCUCCAGCGCCGACAUCUGGGUCGAGCCGAUGGGCCCCGAAGCAUACCUUAUUCCCAAGGAGUCUAGUCCUGUCGGCCUGCACCCUCUUAGAGAGAUCUGGGAGGCCACAGUUGGUCCUGCCAUGAUUGACUAUUUGGACUUCAAGGGGGUGAAGAUGACAAGUCUGGACCCAGUUCGCAUGGGGUAUGUUGAUGAGUCUUCCCCUCCCGUUAUCAUAUGGAUGGGAGUUGUCCCUGGCUCUCUCUCUGCCAAGGAUGGUGUGGAGGUUGCAACUCACUGCAAGAAUAUCCUUUCUGCUUACAACAUAAAUGAUGUCCAUGUUGAAAUUCGUGAGUCAGAGAUCAGCUACUCUGCUGGUCCCAAGAUGUACAGGCCUUUCUCCACCUACAAUGCUACUGCCCAGGCCCAAGAGCCUUUCUCCACUGCCCUUGGUCUCCCUAUCUGUGCCAAAGAUUCCCCAACCAUUGAGGGAACUGGUGGAUUCUUCAUCUCAGACCCUCGCAACCCUGGCAAGAUUUAUCUUGUCACAGCCAGACAUGUUGUCUUCCACUCUGAUAGGGAUUCUAAUGAGCUCUACCAGCACUGCAACUCCAGCCAGCCUCAUAGGGAUAUCUUGCUGUUUGGUGAUGCUGCUAUUGAGAAGUAUAUCAAUGCCAUUGAGUUUGAGAUCGGCAGGAAGCAUAUGAUUAUUGAGGAUCUUUGGGACCAGUUAGAGUAUGCUAAGCAGAAGGGUGAGAAGAAUGCUGUGGCAAAGCAGAAGCAUGUUCUGCCUCAGUUGGAGGAGGCAAGCAAGGCAAUCAGAGCCCUCAAGAAGUUUCUUGCAGAUGUCUCUAGGGACUGGAAAAAGCAGGAGAACCGUGUCCUUGGCCAUAUUGUCCUGUCUCCUCCUAUUAGUUUUGGUGUUGGAGAGGAAGGGUUCAUGGAGGACUGGGCAGUGAUUGAGAUUGAUGAUUCCAAGAUCAACCUGAACAACUUUGUUGGAAAUGUUAUUGACCUUGGCACUACCAUCCCUGUCGAGAAGUUCACAGUCCAGAUGUUUCCUGAUGCAUUGAGGACCUGGGUGCUUUUCAACUCUAUCGACCCAUCUUUAUCCAGGUUUCUAGAAAACUAUCUCCUCAAGUUUGAUGGCACUAUUUCAGAUGAGGAAAUGUGGAAGCCUAGCUGGAAGACUGUCAAUCAUGACAAUGAUCCAUGCAUUAUGGUCAUCAAGCGUGGCUAUGCUUCUGACCUCACCAUCGGACGCCUCAACACCAUCCGUUCCUUCACCAGAUUCUACUUAAAGGGCCAGCCCAUUCAGACAUCGAGGGUAGUCACCAUUUUGCCUUUCAACUCUGAGUCACAUGCCUUCUCCAGCCCUGGUGACUCUGGCUCAGCUGUCGUUGAUGGCAAGGGCAGGUUGGCUGGCUUGCUCACUGGUGGUGCUGGAGACACUGAAGAGUUCGACUGCACCUAUCUUACCUCUAUCAACUUCCUCCUCAAGUGUAUGUUGGAGCAUGGUCUCAAGGCUAACCUCUCUCCCUCCCUCAAUGCUUAAACACCAUCUGCUCUUCAGAUCCUGAAGCCAGCUUAUUUCUUCCUCUCUUCAAGUUUUCCAUGACUUCUUGUCAUUCUCUCUUUCCCUGUCUUCCCACCUGUUUCUUCUUGUAUGAUCUCAUUUUUUUAACUCUUCAUUCUUCUUUAUCUAUGGACUCAUUGUCAGAGACUAGGUACCAGAUACUUCCUUUGUAUGGCAUUCAGUCUCAUGCUGGAUGUGAUGUGGCUUCUUUCACACUAUGGUAUUAACCCC
Molecule: messenger RNA, 2118 nt
Organism: Guyanagaster necrorhizus
Lineage: Eukaryota; Fungi; Basidiomycota; Agaricomycetes; Agaricales; Physalacriaceae
Exons: 2
Coding region: 214-1866 (550 amino acids)
Source: RefSeq, a predicted model, not a curated record